Molecule: messenger RNA, 4086 nt
Organism: Metarhizium album ARSEF 1941
Lineage: Eukaryota; Fungi; Ascomycota; Sordariomycetes; Hypocreales; Clavicipitaceae
Product: WD repeat protein
Exons: 8
Coding region: 1-4086 (1361 amino acids)
Biological process (GO): vacuolar acidification
Cellular component (GO): RAVE complex
Molecular function (GO): protein binding
Source: RefSeq, a predicted model, not a curated record
AUGUGCAGCUCCGCUCUGGUCGUUUACGCAGCUGAAAAUCGGAUGGCAAGGUAUCCUACAGACAACUUUGAGCCAGUCGCUCCAUUGACAUCCAGACAUGAAAGAAGAUCAUCCAAAUCCGAUAUCAUGAUUGCCGUACUUCCCGGCCAACCCCCAACAAGACUCCAAGGUAUAACGACUGGCUUUUGGGAUGGGCGUCAUCAAAAUGCCUAUAUAAGCGGCAGUGCCUUCACAAUCCUCGAUGGAGCAUAUCGAAUCUUGCAAACGGUGUACGACGACGACAACGAGCAGGACCUCGACGCGAUUGCUAUCGACGAAUCAUCUGGCAAGAUUGCAACCUGCACAGCGAAACAAGUCCGCAUAUACCGGCCUCUUGUUUUACAAGAUGACAACAGAAAGUGGGCACAACAAUCGUGUUUUGAUAUACCAUGUCCUACCCCAAAAGCAACUUGUGCUCUGUCUUGGGGCGGCUCUGAAGAGCUUCUCGUAGCCUCAAACGCACUAUCCCUGUUCGCCACUGCCUCAUUUCCCGCGAAUACAUGGCAAAGGGUUCUGCCCAACCCGGUCAAGUAUGCCAUCAUCUCCCACGACUCGGCAUACAUCGCUUCCAUUGGUCAGCAUGAUUGCCUAACCAAAGUCUGGAGGAGACUUGUCUACGGUGCAGACGAGGUUCGGUUCGACGUGACCUACCUUCGUCAUCCUGAUAUUGUCGUAUCGAUGAGAUGGCGCAGACCACGUCACUCAGACCAGUCAGUGGAUAAUGUCCUCUACACAACAUGUCUUGACAAUUCAGUCCGUGUCUGGACCCCAACGGAGGCAACUGAAGGUCGACACUGGCAACUAUUGGGCCGAGUUGAUUUGAACGAGCCAGCUAUAGACGUGCCAGUACGACCACACCCUCCACUCAUAUUUAUCGUGGAUGGAUGUGAAUUUACUGCUGCCAUGGAAAAAGCUGUGAAGGCUCGAGCGGCUGAUGGUCCAAGCACAGAUGACGCAACUAUAGGCCAUCUAGCUGCUGUUGCAAAUAAAAGCCCUGAAAUAUGUGUCAAAAUCGACAAAUUUGGCAAUAUUUCCGCGUGGGCCUUGGAGAAUGUAGGGAACAGCAAGACUGAAGAGUUCAGUGUCUUCAGUGUUGCCCAGCUUAAGUUGUCGCAUUUUGAAAUAGUGGACGACUUCUUGAGCGGCCAAGAAGUGGCGGGACACACUGAGGUCCAGAACUACUGUGACAGGUCAAGUGGAAGGCUCCACAUUAUGCUGCACUCUUUUGAUGGCAAGAUCGGAGUUUUUGCUGGUAAUUUGGUGGACCUAUUGGAUCCCAAAAACAACGACCGACGUCUCGACCUCCAAACUGUCUGGACUGGACAUACUGCACCCAUCAAGAAGAUCGUGCGUAACUUCAGUGGUCAUGCAGUGGUUUCUCGAACUGCCAGUGGAGAAUGUAUUCUAUGGUGUCAUUCUACUCUAGGUGGCGUACACGGAGACCAAACACUUAUCCGUAGGUCUGUCAUACCGGAAAGCGGACACAUACAUCGCAUAUGCGUCCUUCGGAAGGGGCGCUUUGUCGUUCUUCUAUACCACGGAGCUAUUGUUGUCUGGGAUUGCCGUAAUAGCAUUGCAUCACGACUUGCCGAACGUUCCUUUGACAUACAAGAAACACCACUCUGCCUAAUAGUGCUUCCUCCACCGCGAAACACGGAUUAUACGCUGGCUUACAUUGCCACAAUAACAUCAAGCGGGCGUGGAAUCGUGUGGGAAAUUCGUCUCCCCCAGUAUCUUAGCAACGAUACCACAAAUAAAGAUACGAUAGGGCUGUCUGAGUUUUGCCGGUUCGAACUUGCCACGCCAGACGGAUUGAAGUAUGUGCUCCCUGUGGACCCGGCCGGAGCGGCCCCGGCUACGUCUGGUUUUCUUGACAUAUUUGCUCGUGAUUUAGCGAUAUCAUACACCCGUGCCGGACGGGUUAAUUUCUGGACGGCGCGUGUUAACCUAGAAAGCCGAGCGGUGGACUGGUUAUCAACAUCCUGUACGGAGACUGGCCUUCUGGAUCCGGCACUUGCAAGUGGUAGCAUGCUUAAAAAAGCAGCUCUAGUGAAUCUCACGAGAUCACAGCUCACAAUUUGGGAUAUUGGCGGUUCGCGUCUUGAAUAUGAUAUGGACUAUAAGGCACAUCAUAGUAUCCAGGACCUUGAUUGGACAUCAACCCCCGAUGCACAGGCCAUUCUCGCUGUUGGGUUUCAACAUCGUGUCGUACUACUGUCUCAAAUGAGGUUCGACUACUUGAAUAAAGGGCCAGCGUGGGCACCAAUUCACGAGAUCGACAUUCGAGACCUUACAGCUCACCCGAUUGGAGAUUCCACCUGGCUUGCCGAUGGCCACCUGGUAAUUGCUGCGGGAAAUCAGCUUUUCGUUUAUGAUCGACGUAUGGAUACAGAGGAUUCUUCUAUCACACCCAUCAGCCAUCUUAACAAAGAUCAUCGUAGGGAUCUGUUUGAAGUCGUACAGAGAUUUAAUGGACCCAUCCCCAUAUUUCAUCCCCAAUUCCUUAGCCAAUGCAUUCUGUCCGGGAAAGGUCCUAUCGUACGUCGCAUCUUACUUGCCCUAUACAAAACUUUGAGAUACCUGAUUCCAGGCGAUACCAUUGAUGAUUACUUGGGUCUUCCGCUAUCAGAGUUCUACACCGAGAAUACGUCUCAAAUCAGCUCGUCGGGCAAAGCUAAGGGGACCUCAUUCUUAGACGACAACGAGUGCGAAGAGGACGAUGUAUUUUCCGCGCAGACGGCAACGUAUAUAAACGAGGCGUUGACAAAGAUACGUAUUCCUCAGCUUACGGGACACGAACAGAUUCAAUUGGCAGAUAUUAUCGAGUGUGCUGCAGUGGUGGAAAGUCAUAGAAGAUCAAUAGAUGAAAAUGGAGCUCGGUUUAUGCUGUUCUUCCGACAGCAUGCGCUUCGCAAAGGUCGGAUGAAUGACAUGCACCUCUCAUGGAGAGAAAUAAACUGGGCAUUCCACUCUAGUAGCCAGGACAUACUUCUAGAUUUCGUGUCCCGUCAAAACCACAGGGCGAUGCUGUGGGAACCAGCUCGGGAAUGUGGAGUUUUCAUGUGGCUUUCUGAUUUGACAUUAUUACGUGACCAGUUUGAAGUGGUAGCAAGAAAUGAGUACACCAAAAACGAGUUGAAAGACCCGGUGGAUUGCAGCUUGUUCUACCUCGCUUUACGUAAGAAAACAAUAUUGCAAGGACUUUGGCGGAUGGCAAGCUGGAAUGAAGAACAAGUAGCCACCCAGAAGUUACUGGCAAAUAAUUUUGAUGACCCAAAAUGGCGGAGGACAGCACUGAAGAAUGCAUACGCAUUGCUCAGCAAGCGACGGUUUCAUUACGCCGCAGCCUUCUUCCUGUUGGGUGGCCGUCUCGAAGACGCUGUCGAGGUCUGUCUCCGGCAAAUCAAGGACCUGCAACUAGCAAUCGCCAUUUGUCGUGUUUAUGAAGGGGACAAUGGCUUAGUACUUCGAAAACUCAUCCAAGAUGAAGUACUUCCUUUAGCUGCACAGGAGGGCAACCGCUGGCUUGCCUCUUGGGGUUUUUGGAUGCUUGGUCGCAAAGACAUGGCCGUUAGGGCACUGAUUAUGCCUGUCUUUGCGCUCUUAGAGACUCCUUGCUCCCCGGACAUCAAGUCUCGCUUCUUCUUGACCGACGACCCUGCCCUGGUGGUUCUUUAUUCCCAAUUACGUCAACAGACUUUGCAGACGCUUCGAGGAGCCUCCAAAGUAACACCAAAAGUUGAGUGGGAGUUUGUUCUUCACAGCGCUAAGACUUAUGACCGCAUGGGGUGUGAUCUUCUCGGGCUAGACCUUGUUCGCAACUGGGAAUUUCAGCAACCUGCUACCAGUGGCUUUGGUGGUGAAGUAAACCCCUUAAAGCUGUUGAGACGGAGAAGUUCGCUGGUAGUGGAUGAUCUCUCAGCAGCAAGACGCAGCCUCGGCUUGGAACGGACCCGCGACCUCACGAUUGAUGGUCCUUCCAAGUCAUCUCCGUCAACAUUUGUGGAGCCCGAAGCCUCUUCACUGCUCGACAGCUUUGGACUUUAG